AUGGAUCAGGGAUGCCACACCAGUCCGAUCAUAACGACCGAAUCUGACUAUGGACCGGCGUUUAAUCAUGUCAUGCUGCCGGAUGAAACUCCCUCUUCAUCGCCUGCUAGGUGUUUUCCAUACCAGGAGUGGCCUGUAUUGAACAGGCAAAUGUUUGGGUCUAUGUGCACCUCAAGCGACUCUCUUAGUGCAGUGGAUUUUCUACAGUGGGAGGCAGAACAUCAAGCGCAAGUGCCAUUCAACGAACCCGAAAUGACUCAGGACCAUGUGACACCUAGCGCAGCAACAAGCCCUGAGAGCUGGUAUUUCUAUCAACACCACGAUCUACAGUCGCCAGUAUCUGCUCUUGUCAGCCCGCCUAUCAAUUGGCCAGCUUCGCUCUGGUCCAAUCUUUCUCCAGCAACAGCAUGGCAGCUUUACCAAGACAAUCAAGGCACAGGAAGGGUCCAAGGACGAACAUCAGCAGGGGGAAGUGGUACCAAGAAGCCAGCUCCAAAAACAGUACUAUUCGAGCCUCCGGACGAUCCGUUUCCCCAAGGCAUAAAUUUGUACGAUAGGAACUCCGAAAAACCGUACGUCGACGGUGAAUACCUCAAAAGCGACAUGCCGCUAAGUCGAGGUAGGGAGAGAAGCUGUAGUACAAGUAACAGGGCAGCCGCAAAGCGGUGCCGCGAUAAGGCGAGACGGCGCGAGCUUGAUCUUGUAGCCAUGGAUAAACAUGUCACCGAAGAACGAAUGUACCUUGAAGCUUGCGUUGUGUCUCUAAGGGAGGAGGUUCUUAAUCUUAAAAGCAAGAUCCUCCAACAUAGCCACUGCGACUGCAAAGCGAUCAGGAUGUACAUCGUGAAGGCAGCCAGUGAUGUGAGCCUUGGCGCAAACUCCACGACUCGGGACGCAAGGACAGGAUGA
Colletotrichum truncatum is the source of this 909-nucleotide messenger RNA. RefSeq names its product transcription factor atf21. NCBI's taxonomy places the organism in Eukaryota, Fungi, Ascomycota, Sordariomycetes, Glomerellales, Glomerellaceae. The record is from RefSeq and is a predicted model, not a curated record. Gene Ontology annotation, biological process: regulation of DNA-templated transcription. Gene Ontology annotation, molecular function: DNA-binding transcription factor activity.